GCUUUGUUUGAUACUCAGAAUGAACUACGUACCCACAUCCCAAAUUUCACCUUCAAUCUGGGCUACUCAGGGAAAUUUUUCCACACAGGUACAGAUGCUGAGGAUGAGGGAGAUGACCUUCUGCUCUCUUACGUGAAGGAGUUUUGGUGGUUCCCCCACAUGUGGAGUCACAUGCAGCCUCACCUUUUUCACAAUCAAUCUGUGUUGGCAGACCAAAUGGCCAUGAACAAGAAAUUCGCUGUAGAACAUGGCAUCCCCACAGAUAUGGGAUACGCAGUGGCCCCUCAUCAUUCAGGGGUGUACCCAGUCCAUGUGCAACUCUAUGAGGCCUGGAAACAGGUGUGGGGGAUCAAAGUAACAAGCACCGAAGAAUAUCCUCAUCUCAAACCAGCUCGCUACCGAAGAGGAUUUAUUCACAGUGGAAUCAUGGUUCUUCCACGGCAAACCUGUGGAUUAUUUACACACACCAUAUUCUAUAAUGAAUACCCAGGUGGCUCGAGUGAAUUGGAUAAAAUCAUCAAUGGAGGCGAGCUUUUUCUGACUGUUCUCCUUAAUCCCAUCAGUAUCUUUAUGACCCACCUCUCCAAUUAUGGAAAUGACCGCCUGGGUUUGUACACCUUUAGGCAUUUGGUCCGUUUUCUGAACUCCUGGACUAACUUGAAGUUACAGACGUUGCCACCUGUGCAGCUGGCACAGAAGUAUUUCCAGAUAUUCUCUGAAGAAAAAGACCCCCUUUGGCAGGAUCCUUGUGAGGACAAGCGCCACAAGGAUAUUUGGUCCAAAGAGAAGACCUGCGACCGGUUCCCCAAGCUACUAAUUAUUGGUCCUCAGAAGACAGGUAUAUGGAGUUUUUCCCCAUUCCUUCCAACACUACUUCUGAUUUCUAUUUUGAGAAGAGUGCCAAUUACUUUGAUUCAGAAGUCACACCAAGGCGGGCUGCUGCACUGCUUUCCAAGGCAAAAAUAAUCACCAUCCUCAUCAAUCCUGCAGACCGGGCCUACUCUUGGUAUCAGCAUCAACGGGCACAUGAUGAUCCAGUUGCUCUGAAGUACACUUUUCAUGAGGUGAUUACAGCUGGACCUGAGACCUCUCAGAAGCUUCGGACUUUACAGAACCGUUGCCUAGUACCAGGCUGGUAUGCUACCCAUAUUGAACGCUGGUUGAAUAAUUUCCACACCAAUCAGAUUCUUGUUCUGGAUGGCAAGCGACUACGCACAGAACCAGCCAAAGUAAUGGAAACAGUCCAGAAAUUUCUUGGAGUGACAAACACCAUAGAUUAUCAUAAAACUCUAGCGUUUGAUCUCAAAAAAGGAUUCUGGUGCCAACUAUUAGAGGGAGGGAAGACCAAGUGCUUGGGUAAAAGCAAAGGAAGAAAAUACCCAGAGAUGGAUUUAGAUUCCAGAGCAUUCUUGAGAGAUUAUUAUAGGGACCACAACAUAGAGUUAUCCAAGCUACUGUAUAAAAUUGGCCAGACACUGCCAACUUGGCUGCGGGAAGAACUCCAGAACACUAGAUAGCCACUUCAAAUCUCUUGUAUUAAGCAAUAGUAGAAUGGAUCCUUGGGGAGGAUCUCAAACCUCUACUCCAAGCCAACAGGAUGUGAUAAGAUGUGAGAUAUUCAACAGAGAAGAAGCAUUUUGACCAAUAUCCAUUCAAGAUAUUUGAGGAAAAAUGGGAAACUGCCAACAUGGUUAAACCUGGAAGCUUGGAAGAAAGCAGCCAUCUGAAGAACUACUGGAAUUGAUGUACAAGUUGUGCCUCAGGGCCAAGCCAGGACUAUUACAUCUAUUUCUGCCAGAUUGCUGAAGACCCCAGCUUUACUGAAAGUAUUGAGGUGUGCCUCCUCCUGGCACAAUGCCAGGUUUUGGUGAAGAAGAUUUGUAACGAUCUGAGUUUUCCUCACAUGUUAUUUCCAAUAUCUGGAAUAAUAUUACAACAAAAUGACUCCUCCUCUUUGGAUAGAUGGCACGAGAGAACCAAGAAUUCGCCAGGGAUCAAGAAUAAUAGUCCUGCACAUGUAUGGGUUUGCAGAAGAACAUCAUUGGUAAUAUGAACAUGGAGCCAGAGGGAGGUCAUGCUUCAAGCAUGGACCUAAUUAUGCAAUUUGGGCUCAGACUGAGAUAGGACUGAGAUAGUGUUCUGGAGCAGAGUUCUUAGUUAAAGCAGAUGCUCUGUUUUUAUACGAAAGACUUUGGAGGACUUUGGUAUUGGCAAUAUUUAGAUUAUCCCAGAUGGAUUUUUUCUGUCUUCUUAUUUAGAAAUAUAUUGGGAAAGGGAUGGAAUGACCAAGCGUGAGCAACAUAGUCAUCUGACAAUGUUGGCAAGAGAAUUUGCUCCAAAGAGAUAUUUUAAUUUGUGUCCUUCUUACAGCCCUGUCUCUGGUUUCAACAUACAAUUAUGUGAGAUGUGGUUUGAGAUUCAAUAAUUGAAUCCAAUAUUAUUUUUUAAUUUCUGGUGCACAUAUCCUGCCUGUUUGAAAGAGGAUGACAUUCUAGCAUCAUGUGUAAACUUUGCUCUAAUGGUCACCCUAAAUACAACUUACGAGAAUUGAUCUUCAUGAGUACUGAACAAACAGUAUUUUAGUAGUUUUCUUUUUGAACAUUUUGGAGUGGGAUAGGGGAUACAUAUUAGAGUGGGUAUUCCUAAGUAUUAGGGUCUUAUUUUCCCACCUUUUUGCUAUUAUAGAGGAUAGAGAAAAAUGGCCCAUGGGUUUGUUUGAUUUGUCAUCAUAAUGUCUGUUUCUGUUAGAAUCAUUUUAGGAUAAGCCUGUGGCUGUCUAUUUUUCAAUUACUUCCUCCUGUCCAAUGUGUCUUAUUGAGCUGUGACUGAGACUUUCCGAUAACCCACUUAUUCUAGUUUACUAAGUUCCUUUGUGUGUAUAUGUGUAUGUAUGGAAUUUAUAAAUAUGCUGCUAAUAGUAUUGUGUAUUCAUGCAUGCACACACACAUAUACACACUUGCCCAUCUUUGCUGUCUGUGUUUGGAGCUACAUUAACAAGGUAAAUAGAACCCAUUUCUCCCCAUUUGGCUUAUUCUGUUCUGUCCUGCUACAUAUUGGAUGUGUCAUAGGAAAGGCAUGUUAAACUUGCAGUCCAGAGGGGACAGGAAAAACAGAGGUCAUGACAAGAGUCAAAGCCUUUUGAAAAGCCUUUUUAAUUCCUCAGUGGAGGAAUUAAUGGCACUGGAAUAUAGACUGGUCUGACUACUGUUUGAUCCAAAGCUGGAGAGUUGCUAUAAUAUUUUUUUUUUAAAAAAACUUGUUAGUAUUGCUAAUGAAGAAACAUUUACUAUAAAUGCAACAGUGGGGUAUUAAAAAGAUUUCCAAGCUUUUUCAAUUUGGAGAUAGAUGUCUCUCCCUCCCCCCGCCCCUCCCAGAAUAUCUUCCUGUUUUGCCUAAAGGUUUCUAAUACUGGAAGCGAUUUGCUAGACCAGACGUAUUGUCCUGGUUUUCAUUGAAGCUGUAAUCAUACUAGCACUAGUUCCAUAAAUGAACAUUUGGACAAAAGGCAGAAGCAAGAAAAGGUUUCUUCUUAACUCAGACCUUGACUGCCCAUAAUUGCUGCCAAAAGCUUACAGGCCUCUUUUGGGUCAGAGUAACUCCGUAGAGGUCAAACGUUAUUCUCACACCAGUGUCAGCAAUUCUUCUAUUACUGUCUGUGGCUUCAAUUCCAGUUCUUCUAAAGUCCAUCACAAUCUAGCUAUAGCUUCAACACGUUUGUUCCCAUUGAUCCUGUGUGUUAGCACCAUCUAGUGGAUCAUGAAAUUCCAUAGACUCGUAAACAUUUGAGUAAAAUAAGAGUAAAAGCUGCAAAGAGCUCUAUAACCCUUUAGUGCAGUAAUCUAAACUGAAACAUGCCCAGUAGCUGACUGCCUUGCCUCACCUCUACUUGAAAUUAACCAGUAAAAUAAUUUAUUUCACUGAAAUUCAAAUUUCCCUGAAUAUUAGGAGGAGCUCCCCCCCCUCUAAUAAUCACAAUCUGUCUUUCUGUGUCUUAAUCUAUUUUUUUGCAUCCUGCAGUCUUGCAUUGUAGAUAACACAUCUCUGCGUGAUGUGCUUUGAGAUAUAGGAAGACUGAGAUCGAAUCCCUCUAAAUCUUAAUAUUAUGAUUUUUCAAUCCCUCUUUAUAGUUCUUACCAUUGUUCUUCUCUGAGUUAAUUACUCCUCUUCACCUUCAUUAUGUUUGUUUAGGCAGCUAUGCCAGUAAUGAAUGUACAUUUGAGACAAGCCUGAGUAAGAUCAAACACGGGAAGAUGACAUUUUGUUGCCAACUCUUUUAAUACAGUAUUUUACGUGCAGCCUUCUGUAUGAACAGAUUUGCUCUAAUUGAAAGCAAAGUGUGCUAAAGAGUUCCAAGCUUCCCAGUACCCCUAAUUAGUUGGACAUUUAUGGUAGAAUGAAUAUGACUGGGGGUGGGCAGGAGGCAGAAUUGCAUCUAUUGGCAAAUUUAGCUUGCCCUUCUGUUGCAAAUCAUCCAGAGGUCUUGGCUGGCUGGGGGAAUUCUGGGAGUUGAAGUCCACGCAUCUUAAACACUGCCACGUUUGAAAAACAUGGAUGUCGAAGGAGGCUAUUGGCAGAAAAGAUGCAGUGACAGACUUGGAAUCACAAGAUCUUUACAUUUGACAUUUUCAGCCUUAUGAAAUAAGACACAAAGUUAGCAGGCUGUCCCUUCCAAGCCAUUGUAAAAAUAGGGGGGCGGGGGGGGGAGUCAAGAAAAAAGCGACUGCUGAAGUAUGGUAAUGGAAAGACUGUAUUGGUCCAUUUGGGAUAUGGGUGAUUCAUCAGAAAUGGUAAGCUUCCUUUGAGAAAUUUUGGCUUGGAGCACUCAAAAGGCUGUCCAGUACUGGGUUGAUUUUGCUACGACUUCAGAUUUCUGAGUAGACUUCAAUGCAGAAACCAAAAACAAAACUCUGAAAUUAUAAUCUGCAAAACAAUAUAUUUUCCUUUGCCCUUUGGGGAUAGAAUAAAACUUUACAACUUAAGAACAAGGGAUUUACACCCCUCCCCUUUUUACUCCUGUUGUUGAGUGCAGUUUCUCUGUGCAUCUUUUGUGCAUCAGGAUACCUGAAUCUAACUACCAACUUAAGCAUUUGAUAAGGUGAAAAUACAGUCUUACUUACCUGUAUGAUGGCCUUCGGGAAGCUGUUUUAAGGCAGUCCACAGAAGCAAUGGUAGCUGCUACCUAAAAAGUCAUUCUCAUUUGAAUAUUAUGAUUGUUCCUGUCUUACAGUAAUAAAAUGAUGUACAACAUUUAAAGUUUAGCUUCUCAAGAUAGCAGUCUACAUGGUGUAGAAUGUUGCCAAAAGCGAGACAUGCAAAAAAGAAUUAAAAUUUAGAAUGUGCGUAAGGAAAGUAUUAAUUUGUACUGCUCCCAAAUGCUGGUGUGAUUUAAUGUACACUAGAGAGUGGAGGAAACAUUUGCCUUUUCACAUAGUAAGUUGGUCAGCAAUAGUUGGAAAACACCACUCUCUCUGGGUAACAGAGGACUUAACU
Molecule: messenger RNA, 5490 nt
Organism: Thamnophis sirtalis
Lineage: Eukaryota; Metazoa; Chordata; Lepidosauria; Squamata; Natricidae
Source: RefSeq, a predicted model, not a curated record